Paraglomus occultum is the source of this 378-nucleotide messenger RNA. The record is from the annotation of a GenBank genome assembly. Lineage: Eukaryota; Fungi; Glomeromycota; Glomeromycetes; Paraglomerales; Paraglomeraceae.
AUGUCUCAGAAUGGUGCUUUCUCAAUUGAUCAGCUUAUGGAAUUAGCAGGGUUGAGCGUUUCAUGCGCGAUCGCAAAAGUUUAUCCUGUUCGAUCUCAUCCUCGAGUGGUGGUCUGCUGUGGUCCGGGAAAUAACGGGGGUGACGGUCUUGUUGCUGCAAGACAUUUGUUCCAUUUUGGGUAUUCUCCGAGUAUAUUCUAUCCUAAGCGAAGUGGGAGAGACUUGUAUCAACGAUUAGUUACUCAAUGCGAUAAUCUAAAGAUACCAUCGAUUACGGACCUCAAACAACAACUGGAGCAAACCGAUCUGAUAGUCGAUGCUAUAUUUGGUUUUAGUUUCAGCGGGAAAGUGCGAGCUCCAUUUGAUGAUGUCAUCCAG